Messenger RNA from Anopheles moucheti, 1010 nucleotides. RefSeq names its product cytochrome b5. Bases 289 to 663 code for a protein of 124 amino acids. The record is from RefSeq and is a predicted model, not a curated record. The transcript is spliced from 5 exons. Gene Ontology annotation, cellular component: membrane; intracellular membrane-bounded organelle. NCBI's taxonomy places the organism in Eukaryota, Metazoa, Arthropoda, Insecta, Diptera, Culicidae. Gene Ontology annotation, molecular function: heme binding.
AUGAACAACAGGUCUUUGUUGUGCCUUUGUUUUUCCCCGUUUUAUUCAAGAAAAGCUACGCUGUUGUAUUUGAAGCCGAUAUAAAAUAAGGUGUUUGAUCUAUUCAAUAAUUUCGCUAUAAUCAAUUCACCAGUUGCAUUGGUUUUAUCGGAAAAGAAACUUAUAAACCUCCCACCCACUCGUACAGUCACAAGGAUUUUUCCCUUCCAGUCGCUUUCGCUUCCCUCUCCCUAGCGUGGUACAGAGAUUUUCUUUCCAGCUCGAUAGUUCCCACGAAUCCUAGCGAAAAUGGCCACAACGGAACUGAAGCAGUACAGCUUGGCGGAGGUGGCCCAACACAACAAACCGACCGAUCUGUGGAUGGUCAUUCACGAGAAGGUGUACGAUGUGACCAAAUUUCUGCACGAGCAUCCCGGUGGUGAGGAGGUGCUGAUCGAAUUUGCUGGCAAGGAGGCGACGGCCGAAUUUGAUGACGUUGGACACAGUACGGAUGCCAAAGAACAGAUGAAGCAAUUUCUUGUCGGCGAACUUAUCGAAGCGGAUCGGAAAAAGAAACCUAGCGCCGGCUUUACGUUAAAUCAACGAACGGCACUGAUCGCCGGUUCGGCCGCGGCCAUCGGUGCUGGUUUGGCGUUGAUCUUUAAAGCCAGCAGUAGAAAAUAGACGACGGAUGGUUCGUACACGAUUUCUCACCAACUGUUCCUCGGCUAUGUUACCACGGGAGUCGAUCGAUUGCAACAUUCCUUCAAAACGGCAGUACGAUCUUGUAGGGUGAAGGAAUCUUCACGAUCAACUAACACGAAGAGAGAGGGAGAGCUUGCAGACAGUUAAUCACGAUAAUUCGUAAACGCGUUAGUUUAGUAUGUUUUUACUUGUAGGCCAAUCUUCAAGGCUUUGCGAACGACACACUGAUCCAUGUGGGCCGGUAUACGCGUUCGCGUUUGAGAACAAUAAAAUUGUACUACGUUCUGUAGAGAUAAGUGCAGCUUAGCGAAAUAAAUACAAAUGAU